UUGGUUAAUGUCUAGAUCAUAGAUCUUAUGUUACUUGAUGCUAAAUAAUGCUUAUAGUUACAUAUAAUUACAAUUUAAUCAAUAUGUAAUAAUUUAUGUUAAAGUUAGAAACUUAAUUUUUUAGUUGAAAAAUCUAAAUGAUGUAGUAAAAUAAAAAGUCUGUAUUAUAAAUACAAAUGGUUUACUUCAACUUAAAUUUUUGAAUUGCAUUAGUUUAUGCAAAAUUAUUUUAAAGCUGUAUUUCGGUAUUAAAGUAUAUGUGUUAUACUUUUAAUAUAAUUAAUACUAUAAUUCAUAUAAGGUAAUAUGAAUUGAAUAUGGAUAAAUAUAUAUAAAGCAAUAACAAUGAAUAACCAGUGGAAAAAAUAUCUGUUUUGGUUUGCCCAAGAACACAUUGAUUUUCGUACAGCUGAAAUGCAAUCUAUUCUUGGUAUGUUUGGUGUAAAUAUUUAUACUCAUCCUGAAUUAAACACACAUCCUUAUUGGAUAGUUAAUUUACCUUCAGAAACUCUGGCACAUAAAAUUGCAAGCAGAGCAGUCUGUGUGCGAUUUUGUUUAGAGUUGUGGGCUAAUAGUAAACAAGUUGAAAAUUUGCAUAACAAGUUAAAAACUUAUCCAAUUUCAGAAAUUAAUAAAUAUGCUGGACCACACAAAUCUUUUAAAGUAAUAGUUGAAACAUUUUGUAAACAUUUUUCUCAAGGUGAAAAAGUAAAUAAAAUUGAUUCUUUCAGUUAUUUACCAUUGCAAGGACCAGUAAGACUAAAUAAUCCAGAUACAACAUUGUGUUAUAUAGAAUUUUAUGGAUUAGAUCCUAAUAAUAUCCCUAAAGAACCAUAUGAAUUAUUUUUUGGUAGAUGGAUUACAAGUGGACAAAGGGAUUUAAUUCGAAAGUUAUCACUGAAAACUAGAAAAUUUAUUGGUAAUACGUCUAUGGAUCCUCAACUAUCAUUAAUAAUGGCUAACCAAGCUCAAGUUCAAAAGGGAGACAUUGUUCUUGAUCCAUUUGUUGGUACUGGAUCUUUAUUAGUUGCUGCUUCUCAUUUUGGAGGAUAUACAUUGGGAACAGAUAUAGAUUUUUUAAUGCUGCAUGGACGUACAAGGCCUAGUAGGAUAUCGCAAAAGAUUAGGGAAAAAGAUGAAAAUAUUGCUACAAAUAUGAGUCAAUAUGGAAAAAGAUCAUACUAUAUUGAUGUAGUUGUAUCAGACUUUUCUUAUCCUUUAUGGCGUUCUGACAUGUGUAUAGAUGCUAUAAUAACAGACCCUCCUUAUGGUAUCAGAGAAGCAACAGAAAGGAUAGGUACAACUAAAUUAAAUCCAGUGAUAGAAGAACAUCAAGCUUCAUCUCAUAUACCAUCUAAAAUUGGUUAUGAUUUACCUCAAAUAUACAAGGAUUUAUUAACUUUUGCAGCUCAACAUCUUAAAUUAAAUGGUAGAUUAGUAUGUUGGUUUCCUUUAUUUAGAGAUCAAUAUUCAGAGGAUCAGUUACCAACACAUCCAUGUUUGGAAUUAAUAGCUAAUUCAGAACAAGUACUUAGUAAUUAUACUAGUCGGAGGUUAUUGACUUAUAAAAAGGUAAAAGAUCCAAAGGAAUCAGAUGAAAUAAUUUCUAACAAUUUAAUCGACUUCCGCGAACAAUAUUUUGCAUUACGAAAUGAAAGUAGAAGGGAAAAACGAAUGAAGAAAGCUGUAGAAAAAGCAAAGAAAAGAGAACUUUGGGAACAGAAUAAUAAAGAAAAUCCAAAAAGAUGACUGUAA
This is a messenger RNA of Bombus pascuorum, 1755 nucleotides long. RefSeq names its product tRNA (guanine(10)-N2)-methyltransferase homolog. Gene Ontology annotation, biological process: methylation. The transcript has 9 exons. The coding region runs from base 346 to 1749 and encodes 467 amino acids. The record is from RefSeq and is a predicted model, not a curated record. NCBI's taxonomy places the organism in Eukaryota, Metazoa, Arthropoda, Insecta, Hymenoptera, Apidae. Gene Ontology annotation, cellular component: cytoplasm. Gene Ontology annotation, molecular function: nucleic acid binding.